Molecule: messenger RNA, 1369 nt
Organism: Schizosaccharomyces octosporus yFS286
Lineage: Eukaryota; Fungi; Ascomycota; Schizosaccharomycetes; Schizosaccharomycetales; Schizosaccharomycetaceae
Product: MADS-box transcription factor Map1
Exons: 3
Coding region: 62-1240 (392 amino acids)
Biological process (GO): positive regulation of transcription by RNA polymerase II
Molecular function (GO): protein dimerization activity; RNA polymerase II cis-regulatory region sequence-specific DNA binding; DNA-binding transcription factor activity, RNA polymerase II-specific
Source: RefSeq, a predicted model, not a curated record
GCAGGAGAUAAAGCCACCUGCAUAAAGUGCCUUUUCGAAUCAACAAAAUUGUGUUUGAAGUAUGGACCAAAAUAGGUCACUGCAAGAAGACGCUGAGGGUGAAGAAAGCAGCAAAUAUGAACCCGGAGUACAAUACAUUCAAGACCCCUUCAAGCGACAGACAAGUUUCAAAAAACGAAAAGCAGGCUUAUUUAAGAAGGCGAAUGAACUUUUCAUGCUUACUGGAUCAGAAGUUAUGGUAAUUGUCGUCUCUGAGACUGGAUUAGUACAUACAUUUUCGUCGCCAAAGCUAGAAGAUGUCGUGAAAUCACCGGAAGGACAGAAAGUGAUUUCUCAAAGCUUAAAGGGAAUAAAUGAAGAUGCAUACGAAGAAAAUAAAUUUGGUUCUGAAAAUGGGCAAGAGUCCACGGCGGUCAUCCGUUCAGAGCCAGACUUACCAAAGGAGAAGACCGCAUACUUGAAUUUUGGUUUGGAAGGAGAUGGUGAAGAAUCAUCUGGAUAUCCAAUUGAAAAUAACGAUCAAUUUUUUAUGUCUUUUUCCCCUCAUCAAGAUCAAGAACAAGAGAAAGAACCUGCUGUGCAUUCCUCAAAGUCGUUGACUUACAACAACAGUAAGUAUGAUUUCCUUUCCGAGAGGAAGACUCCCACGAAAAGUCAAGAAGGAUACUCAAUGCGGGGGGAAGAAACGGAUGAUUCAAUGGGAUUUUCUCCCGGUGAUUUGCAAGAAUUUUCGAAUCAACUAUCUGGUCUGUUUCAAGAAGACAAACAGAACGGAAACAAUAAUUAUUUGAUGCAGAGAGCAAAUUCGUUCUCACUUCCUGCUGCUUCAGGCUCUUCGUCCGUCCAGAAGAAGCGUCGCCGAAAAUCGGAGACGAAACCAAGGUCGAAUACCAAAAGUAUGCACAUACCUCCUACUACGCCAGAGAAGACGAAUUCAGAAACAGUGUCGCAUAAUCAAAAUGAACAGUUGCAGCGUCAAAGACCACCUCUUAUUCCACUGAGUCGAUUGCCUAGUCUUGCUCCUCUUUUCACGGAAGCACCUCGUACAGACGAUAUGAGGUAUAUGAACCAGAAUUAUCAGAUACCUCCAAUGAUGCCUUAUCCAAGGCCUAAUUAUGCUCAAGAAACUCCUGCACCAUCUUAUUAUCAACCGUCGUAUGAUUAUUCUUUUCCAAUAGAGCCUUACGACGAAGGGUAUCAACGGUCAGAACCCAACGACUUCAACUAUAUGCCAAUCUAGUAAAGGCAACAAUUGGAUAAAGACGGUGGUAUAUGAUUAGUCUUUUUGGUUAUAUGUAUGAAUCUUUUAUGUUAAUAAUAUUAGGCAGUUUUUAAUUUUUCCUUAAUAAAUUUUUUUGUGUAAACACCC